Arabis nemorensis is the source of this 477-nucleotide messenger RNA. The record is from the annotation of a GenBank genome assembly. Lineage: Eukaryota; Viridiplantae; Streptophyta; Magnoliopsida; Brassicales; Brassicaceae.
AUGUCUAACACUCGGAUUGAGUCGCGGUGUUUGGAGGAUCUUACCGAGCGCGAAAGACUUCUAGAUAGAUUGGAGUGGGAAGGUUACACCGAGAAAAAGGUGAAAAGUUAUGGAAAUUGCCAAUUCCGUGCUUUAGCUGAUCAACUCUAUCAAAACUCGGAUUCUCACAAACGUGUUAGACAAGAAAUCGUUAAACAACUUAAACUGCAUCCAAAACCUGACAAAGGACUUGUUGAUAAAAUGGAAUACGUCUCCGAGUACGUAAAGAACAUGUCUAAUGACUCGGUGUGGGGAGAUGAAGUGACUUUGAGAGCAGCUGCAGAUGUGUAUCUAGUCAAGAUAGUAGUCAUUACAUCAAUCAAAGAAUAUCCUCUUUUUGUGGUUCUUCCCAAGUCUCAAAAACAACCGGACAAAGUCAUUUACUUGAGCUAUCUCGACGGGGUACAUUACAACUCUGUCCACUUAAACGAAGGUUAA